GGUAUUAACUUACCUUACCAGUUACUAUGCCAUUACCCCCGUUGGCAGUUGGCAUUGCUCUAUAAAUAGUACAGACAACACUCCAAGUUCCACGACAGGAAGUGGUAAUCCACCAUCCCAUACUUCAUACCACCAUUUCAAUUUCUGAAGCUUUCAUCCACUUCCUUCAACUUUCCAACUCCAAGGAAAUCAUAAUAUUUAGAAAAGCAGAAACUACAGACAGGAUCAGCAGUGAUCGAGAGAGAGAGAGAGAGAGAGAGAUGGAUGGCAGAGAACAGGACGUACAUGUGGGUGCAAGCAAGUACCAGGAGAGGCAGGGGAUAGGGACGGCAGCCCAGAGCGAAGACAAGGACUACAUAGAGCCACCGCCGGGGCCCUUGUUCGAGCCAAGCGAGUUGCGAUCAUGGUCCUUUUACAGGGCCGGGAUCGCUGAGUUUAUAGCGACCUUCCUGUUCUUAUACAUCACCAUACUAACGGUGAUGGGUAUGAAUAGGUCCCCCACAAAGUGUGCUGCCGUUGGGAUUCAAGGCAUCGCUUGGGCUUUUGGUGGCAUGAUCUUUGCUCUUGUCUAUUGCACCGCUGGCAUCUCAGGGGGUCACAUAAACCCAGCGGUGACGUUCGGAUUACUACUGGCGAGGAAGCUAUCUCUGACGAGGGCGUUGUUCUACAUUGUGAUGCAGUGCCUUGGGGCUAUCUGCGGUGCUGGAGUGGUGAAGGGUUUCGAGAAGAGGCAGUACGAGAGGAUGGGUGGGGGUGCCAACGUGGUGGCCCAUGGCUACACUAAGGGUGAUGGGCUUGGAGCCGAGAUCGUCGGCACUUUCAUCCUUGUCUACACCGUCUUCUCCGCCACCGAUGCCAAGCGUAACGCCCGAGACUCCCACGUCCCUAUCUUGGCACCGUUGCCCAUCGGGUUCGCAGUGUUCCUGGUUCACUUGGCCACCAUUCCUAUUACAGGAACCGGAAUCAACCCAGCCAGAAGUCUUGGGGCCGCCAUCAUCUACAACAAGGACCAUGCUUGGAAAGAUCAUUGGAUUUUCUGGGUGGGACCUUUCGUUGGGGCAGCACUUGCAGCUCUAUACCAUCAGGUGGUGAUCAGAGCCAUUCCCUUCAAAUCCAAGUGAUUGAUGAAAUAAUACACGAUCAUGUUCAACGGAUAUAUAUGGUCUUCUUCUAUAGUUGCUUCAUUUUCUGCUUUCGUGUCAUGGACUCGUGUCACACACCUCGGGUGUAGCUCGGCUGGUUCAAUGGUAAAUUCGAGUAAAUCCGAGGGAUUUCUUGUCAACCCAACAACAAAUAAAAAUAAAAGUCCUGGGUUCAUGUUUGCUGCUUCCUUUCUAACGGGGCAAUGUAUGCUAACUUUGUUGACUUUUUAAGUACAAUGACCUUUGGAUCCGCUUCACGUCGGAUCAUCUAAUUACUUGUAAAUUUCAAUAAUCAAUAAUUGUCUCAUUUUCUAU
Messenger RNA from Macadamia integrifolia, 1457 nucleotides. Its product is annotated as probable aquaporin PIP1-5. NCBI's taxonomy places the organism in Eukaryota, Viridiplantae, Streptophyta, Magnoliopsida, Proteales, Proteaceae. The record is from RefSeq and is a predicted model, not a curated record. The transcript has 4 exons. Gene Ontology annotation, molecular function: water channel activity. Bases 261 to 1121 code for a protein of 286 amino acids. Gene Ontology annotation, cellular component: plasmodesma; vacuole; plasma membrane. Gene Ontology annotation, biological process: response to water deprivation; transmembrane transport.